AUGACACGGAAAGCAGCAGUAAAGCUUGCCAACCCAGGGGGAGGCACUAGCCCCGUUAAACCAGAAGGGUCUGCCAGGUUCCUGGGAGUCUGGUUGGACUGGAAACUCAACUGGAAGGCUCACCUGGUGGCGGUGGAGAAGAAGCUGAGGACCCAGAGCUAUGCCCUGUCGAGGAUCGUGGCAAAGACGUGGGGAAUGGGGCUAGCCAAAGCGCGAGAAGUGUACACAAAGUGCAUCCGGUCGGCGCUGGCCUAUGGCGCAUCAUCGUUUCACAUCCCCACGGAUGUGGGAGGCGAGCCGGUAAAGAAAGGCAUCACUGAGGCCCUCGGGAAGGCCCAGAACAAGAGCUUGCGGAUUGUGAUUCCGAAAACCGACUCCAACGAACCGAUCUGGACGACGGUCAAGGCUGCAAGAAGACGGCGGGGAGCAUUGUCCUCACCGCCUACCGCAAGAUACAGCAGACUUAGCUCGAGGAGGGGCAACAGGGGCCGACCGCGAACCUUGGGACCUCAAGGGCCUACGGCAGUGGAGAGAGCCGCGGGCACGGUCAUGCGCUGGACGGGGGGAAUCGUUGGAGGCGCUAUUCCGGAACGAAACCCUAAGGAGGCACGACGGUCUCAGCAAGGCGAAGAGCUCACUGCUGAUCCAAAUCCGGACGGGAGCAAUAGGCUUACGGGACUUCUUGUUUACACGGGGAGUCCCGGAGGUUCUGACUCCUGCCUGCGAGUGUGGCGAGGGACGAGAGACUGCCGAACACCUGGUAGUGUGGUGUUUGGCCCCACCGUUGACUCGAAGAUGGGAGAGAACUGGAAUUCGGACACGACGGGACUUUUACUCUGUUCUACACGGCAUCAAUCCCACGACUGCACGGCUCGCGAGGAGAGUUCUCGACUGGCUGAUGGACUCGGGGAAGCUGCCGAUGUACAACUUAGCCAGGAGGCUCGAGCUGGAAGGGGCGGCCUGAAGCGCCCCCGUUCGGAAGCCAGGAGGCCUCCUCUCUUUGUAUACGCAGACUCACCAGAACGCAUCGUUCCUUGA
Molecule: messenger RNA, 1038 nt
Organism: Chaetomium globosum CBS 148.51
Lineage: Eukaryota; Fungi; Ascomycota; Sordariomycetes; Sordariales; Chaetomiaceae
Exons: 4
Coding region: 1-1038 (345 amino acids)
Source: RefSeq, a predicted model, not a curated record